Messenger RNA from Emiliania huxleyi CCMP1516, 333 nucleotides. RefSeq lists its product as hypothetical. Gene Ontology annotation, molecular function: protein binding. Bases 1 to 333 code for a protein of 110 amino acids. NCBI's taxonomy places the organism in Eukaryota, Haptophyta, Isochrysidales, Noelaerhabdaceae. The record is from RefSeq and is a predicted model, not a curated record. The transcript has a single exon.
AUGUCGACCACUGGUGCUCUCAUCUUACGGCUGUCGGACGACCUGGUCCUCCACGUCUUCAGCUUUCUGCGCGCUGAGAUGCUGGCGCGAGUCUGUGCGCUCAGCAGGCGGAUGUGUGCCAUCGCAUCGGAAGACCUGCUGUGGUAUGGGCUGCUCUGCGAGGAGCUGGGCCACGGCCGGCUGCCCGGCCCAUCCAUGUCCCACGUCGUGGGCGAGUGGAGGCGCCGCUGGAUCGCCUGGCGCCGGCUCGAGGUCGUUGGCUGCGAGACCCGCUCUGUGCAGGGCGAGGAGGAGGAGGUCCCGCAGGCGAGCCACGCCCCCAGCCCCUCCUAG